GUGAAAUCGAGAAAUCAAGCGAAGCGAGUCGUCGGGAUCGGUACUCCGGCGGAAGUUUUGAAAUGUCCGACAUAUCGGCGAGCUUCCUCGACAUGUUUCCAGAAGAUUCCAGAAACCCGCCGGAAAGUUCAUACGAUUCCAGUGAAGAAAAAGAAGAAGAGGAUCAUGACGGAGAAGUUUCUCCCACUGUUAAAGAAAACAGGGCCUUCUGGAAGUCCCAAAAUGAGCUUCUUCAGUCGAUUUUGAAAAGGACCAGUUCGAUUGAGUUAGAAAUCCGGCAAGCAACGAAGAAUGCCCUAAGGGAAAUAAAUUUCGACUCAAUCCGAUGCGAUUGCCGGAGAGCGGCGGAGGUAGCAGUCUGUCGGGAGUGCGUACAGAGAGAAAUCUGCAGUCAGCUGAGAAACGCCGGCUACAAUUGCGCCGUCUGUAAGUCCAAAUGGAAGAGCUCGCCGGAAAUUCCAUCAGGGGAGCACACUUAUUUGGAAGUGGUGGAGGAUUCGAAUUUCAGAGUCAGAGUCAUAAUCGAGCUGAAUUUCAGAGCGGAGUUCGAAAUAGCCAGAGGCAGUGAAGAAUACAAGCGAUUAGUGAGACGGUUGCCGGAGGCGUUCAUCGGAAAAGAAGAGAGGCUUCGGAAAUUAACGAAAAUUAUGUGCGACGCGGCGGAGAAGUGUAUGAAGGAAAAGAAGAUGCACUUGGGGCCGUGGAGGAAGUACAGAUACGUGCAAGCCAAGUGGUUAGGGAAAUGCGAGAGGUCGACUCCGGCGCCACUUCCGGUGGGUUUUUCCGACCGGCCGGCCAAGGCGAAGGCCUCCAAUUCUAUGCUUACUUAUGAUUUGCGGCAGAGCUUGCCGCCGGCAAUGCGCUGCUCUGCCUCUGCGGUUGAAGUGGUGUGAAAAAUGAGAGUCGGAGAUCAACUACCAAUUUUGAUCCUUUGUAUUUUUGCUGAACUUAUAUCUCGUCGGGAACACAGAGGAAAUCCAAUAAAAAUAGAAUAAUAUAAGUGGUUAUCUUAUCAUUAAUAUCAUAUUAAAAA
This is a messenger RNA of Momordica charantia (bitter melon), 1033 nucleotides long. RefSeq lists its product as uncharacterized. The record is from RefSeq and is a predicted model, not a curated record. Lineage: Eukaryota; Viridiplantae; Streptophyta; Magnoliopsida; Cucurbitales; Cucurbitaceae.